UCCUUAUUGCACUAUAUAAAAGCCUCAAAACCCUUCUUCUCCACAUUUCUGUCUGACUCUCACUGACUCUCUUUCUCUCCCAAAAUUAUUAAGAAAAAAAUCCCAAUAAAAAAACCCUAAAUCAGCCAACUAUAUUUUAAUUUUUUCUCUUAAAAAACGAAAUCUUUUGGUUUUGUUUUGUUUUGUUUGGUUUUUGAAGAAAAAUAAGAUUAGGGUUUUGUUAAAGCCGAAUGGCGGAGGAAGAGGUCGUUGUGGCUCCGGCGGUGUCGGAUCUCAAAAGAAAGCUCGAUGAUUUAGACCCGGAAGCUCAGGACCCCGCUCAACCCAGCCCCAACUCCGCUGCUGUCGAGGCUAAUGCCGAUGGUGACGUGGCGGAAGCUGAUGAAGCAGAGGCCAAGCGGCCGAGACACGACGAGGAUAAUGAAAAAGCUGAUGGGAUAGCUAGUAUUAAUGGAUUAAAAGAAGGAAUAUUGGAUGAAGCUGGGGAUGCUGAAAACUUAAGUAAGGAUGCAGCUAAAGAAGAGGUGCAGGAGACUGUGGAGGUUAAGACCGAGCAGGUUUCAUCUGUGGAAGACCGGAUAUCAGGUGACAAAGAGCAUAUCUCUGUGAAAGAGGAAACUAAAGAAGUAUUGGUUAGUGUUAAAGGGGAAACAGAAGAAGCCUCUGUUACUGUCAAAGAGGAAACAAAAGAAGUCACUGUUGAAGGGGAAGAAAGUCUAGAACCCUCUAAUGAGGAACCUCGGCAAGAGAGUGAUGAUUCUAAGCUUGAUGAGCCAGCUUCAAAUGAUGCUUCGACUGUGACCCGCAGAAUAGAGGUCCCUAAUAACAAGGUUGGAGUUCUUAUUGGCAAGGCUGGGGAUACCAUAAGGUACCUGCAGUACAAUUCGGGGGCAAAAAUUCAAAUAACAAGGGAUGCUGAAGCUGACCCCUAUUCGACUACAAGACCUGUGGAAAUAGUUGGGACUUUAAGUAAUAUAAACAAGGCUGAGAAGCUUAUAAGUGCUGUCAUAGCAGAGGCAGAUGCAGGGGGCUCACCUUCCCUAGUAGCUAGGGGUCUUGCUACUGCACAGGCUGCUGGGAUUGGAGAACAAGUUGAGAUAAAAGUUCCAAACGAGAAGGUUGGUUUAAUCAUUGGUAGAGGUGGAGAGACUAUCAAAGGUCUGCAGACCAGGUCUGGGGCACGAAUCCAGGUACUGAUACCUCAACAUCUUCCUGAAGGAGACGGUUCCAAAGAGAGGACAGUGCGAGUUACUGGUGAUAUGAGACAGAUUGAGAUAGCUCAAGAAAUGAUAAAGGAUGUUUUGAAUCAGACUGUGAGGCCAUCACCUCUUUCUGGUGGUUUUAAUCAGCAAUCCUAUCGACCUCGUGGACCCUCUGGUCCACCUCAGUGGGGUCCACGGGGUCCUCCCCCAUCGCAGCCAAUGGGAUAUGACUAUCAGCAACGAGGACCUUAUCCGUCUCAGAAUUCCCAGUAUCCACCUGCAACAUAUGGUGGUUAUCCUUCACAGCAAAUGGGUCCAAGAAGUAAUUUUGGUGGUCCUCCAAGUAUGCAUGGCCCUCCUCAUGGAGGUGCCGGUUGUUACGAUUACUAUGGUGGGCAAGGAGGUCAUGAUCACCCAGGCUCUGUUGCACAUUCAACUCCCAAUCAUGGGCAUGGUCCUGGCCCUACGCUGGCCUCAGCAGGAGGCCCACCUCCGUCCCAGGCCAAUUACAACUAUGGGCAGCCACAUGGUCAUGAUUACGGGCAUCAACCUCCCUAUGCCCAGACAACUCCUCAGCAGGGUUAUGGGCAUGGAUAUGAUGAACCAAAGUAUGACAAUCAUGCUCAAAUGCAGCAUCCCUAUGGAGGACAUGGAAACUCUCAGGCAGUAUACUCGCAGGGUAGCAUGCAACCAGGUUUUCCUCAACAGCAGCAAUAUGGUAAGCCCCCAUCAUACAACAUGCCACCACAGGGACAACCACAAUCUUAUGGCCCUCCCCGGCCGGGUCAACCAGGAGAUAUGCCUUACCAAGGUUCUGUUCCAUCAGCCCAAUCAUAUGGUGCUAAUGUGCCACAUCAACAGCAAUAUCCAUACGCAACAAGUGGAGCUAUGCAACAAACCUAUCCUGCAUAUGGUUCUGCACCAGCUACUGAGGGUUAUAAUCAACAAGCGGCUGCAUCUGGUCCAGGCUAUCCUCAACAAGUUGGCCAGUCUGUUCCCAGUUAUACUCAGCUGCCUAGUGGGCAACAAGCUGCUGGCUACGGGCAAGUGGCUGCUACUGGUGGAUACGCGUAUACCAAUUCACAACAAGGUUACCCCGAGCAGCCAGGCACCACCAAUGCAAGUUAUGGUUACCAAGGGACUCAAGAUCCUAAUUAUGGAGGUAGUGGCCCUGCUUCAGCUUAUACUGCACCAGCGAGUGGCCAGCAAGCUUAUGCUCAACCAACAGUGGCUCAACCAAGCUACGAACAGGCUGCUGCACAACCAGCUGCAUAUGGGGUUGCUCAAGGGAGUGCUCCAGUUGGUUACGGAAAAACUGUGUCGCCGCAGCCUGGUUAUCCUCAAUACGAUGCUACCCAGAUGUAUGCUGCACCUCGUUGAAAACUUUUCUUGUAGCGUGUAGGUGUACCGGAUAUUGAUUAGUUAGCUGUAGCUUCAGUUAGGUCUAUUUCUCUGACUGCUGAUAUGAGUUUCAGUUUUUAGAUUGUCAUUUUCGGGUGGUGUCUGGAAAAUGCUUAUAUUUCUUACAUGCAGCUAAUACUUGUUGAGAAUGUUGUUGCUCUACUAUUUUGAUGUAUGCUUUGGAUGAUAUGAUCUCAAUGACUCCCGUAUUUUUUUUUCCC
Pistacia vera is the source of this 2824-nucleotide messenger RNA. Its product is annotated as far upstream element-binding protein 2-like. The record is from RefSeq and is a predicted model, not a curated record. The transcript is spliced from 7 exons. Bases 231 to 2582 code for a protein of 783 amino acids. Gene Ontology annotation, biological process: regulation of gene expression. Gene Ontology annotation, cellular component: cytoplasm. NCBI's taxonomy places the organism in Eukaryota, Viridiplantae, Streptophyta, Magnoliopsida, Sapindales, Anacardiaceae. Gene Ontology annotation, molecular function: mRNA binding.